AUGGAACGACUCGACAUAAUCUUGAUCGCACUCAGUGAAGCUUAUGUAAUCAACACCAUCAAUUUCUACCUCGAAGAUAUCAGCAAUGAAAUGUCAAGUAAUAAUCAGAAUACUCACCUUAUGCAUUGGAAUCAAAGAAUAUGGGAGAAGGGCGCCAGAGAGGAGGGUGGAGAGAAUGGCGGUCGCCAAGAAGAGAGUGGAAGUCAUACAGAGACCCGUGCAAGAGGUGAAGAACAUCGGAAUAAUGUUGAGGUGCGGGCGAUGGUGCGGGUGGUUGUUGUUGAAGGUGUUUGGGUUGAAGAGCAUGAGAUCGAAUUGAUGGACAUACCUCUCGAUUUCCACGGUAACAACACAACACCCGCCAACAAUGAUCUCGAGAGGUGGAGCGAUUCUGAGUAG
Suillus discolor is the source of this 399-nucleotide messenger RNA. RefSeq lists its product as uncharacterized. The record is from RefSeq and is a predicted model, not a curated record. NCBI's taxonomy places the organism in Eukaryota, Fungi, Basidiomycota, Agaricomycetes, Boletales, Suillaceae. Bases 1 to 399 code for a protein of 132 amino acids. The transcript is spliced from 4 exons.